UCCACUAGGGUCUGUAAAAUUAAAUGUAAUAAAUUUUAAUAUGCAUAAAAAAACAUGAAUAUAAUACAAUAGAUUAUUUACAUCAUCUGAUGGGUGAUCCAUACAUAUAAAUUAAAUGUAUUAAUAAAACCUACACUUGCAGUUUCACUUCUUGUCUGCCGUGUCACAAAAACCCAGGAGUUUAAAUUAAAAGCAAGUCAUGAUCUGCUAAUCUAAAAAACUGUUACUUUUUAAUAUUGCUGUGCACAAUCUUUUCUCACCUUCAUUUGUGUGUGCAGUCUCUCUCCCCAGGUGGCAGUGUUCUUUGGUGGUUUAUCUAUAAAGAAGGAUGAUGAGGUUCUGAAGAAAGAGAGCCCUCAUGUGGUGGUGGAAACUCCUGGAUGCAUUUAGCGUUUCAACCUGCGCCACAUCAAGCACUUCAUCCUGGACGAAUGUGACAAGAUGCUGGAGCAGCUUCGUGAGCAGACUCUUUACGAGACUAUGACUGUGUUCCCAACGAAAUUACACUGAAUUCUGUGCAGUACACACAUGCAUUUUUCUUUAAAAGCUGUAGGAGAAACUGUAGGCAUUAUUCUGCUGUCCCAUUGUUGUCAGAUAGCAAAACAAAAAAAUAACACAAUGCAUUUUAAUUCAGUCUUUAAUAAUAAUUAUCUAAACAUUGCACAUCGCACACUAUACUACUUACACUAUGUACUUCAGAAACAGUUUGAGUAGCAUGCUGUGCCAAACAAAGCUAUGAUUAAUAUAAAUUUUCCCCUGCAGACAUGUGGCGUGAUGUCCAGGAGAUCUUUCGUAUGACCCCUCACGAGAAGCAGGUCAUGAUGUUCAGUGCCACCCUGAGUAAAGAGAUCCGUCCCGUCUGCAGAAAGUUCAUUCAAGACCCCAUGGAAAUGUUUGUGGACGACGAGACAAAGCUGACGCUUCACGGCCUCCAGCAGUACUACGUCAAGCUGAAGGACAACGAGAAGAACAGGAAGCUCUUUGACCUCCUGGACGUGUUGGAGUUCAAUCAGAUUAGCUCUAUAUCAGCAGUUCAAGGAUCUCCAGAGACGGAUCCUAGUAGCCACAAACCUGUUUGGCGGAGUUAUGGACAUGAAAAGAGUCAACAUUGCCUUCAACUACGACAUGCCUGAAGAUUCAGACACAUACCUGCACAGGGUUGCGAGGGCCGGCAGGUUUGGAACGAAAGGUCUGGCCAUCACCUUUGUCAGAUGAGACUGACGCCUGCACUUUGAACGAUGUUCAGGACAGGUUUGAGGUAAACAUAAGUGAACCUCCAGAGGAGAUUGACAUCUCUUUAUACAGUGAGUGCA
Carassius auratus (goldfish) is the source of this 1313-nucleotide messenger RNA. Its product is annotated as spliceosome RNA helicase DDX39B-like. The record is from RefSeq and is a predicted model, not a curated record. The transcript is spliced from 4 exons. Lineage: Eukaryota; Metazoa; Chordata; Actinopteri; Cypriniformes; Cyprinidae. Bases 765 to 1133 code for a protein of 122 amino acids.